GCCGUGAGGGCCGGCCCGCCCGGCAGCGAGGCGAUGAACCGGCGGGUCCUUUCCCUGCGAGGCGCUCUAAGAUGGCGGCUGAAGGACAGCUGUUGAGUUGGGAUGCUUCACCCAAAAAUGGCAAAGAAGUGUUUUUCUCACGUGAAACGUAUGAAAAAUAUUCCCUGGCUCCGAGCCUCUUGGAACUGUGGAAUUUAUCGAACAGAUUGGCAAAGAAAGAUGUGGAGAUAUUGGCAAAUUCUUCAGAAAACAAACAGAUUGGUAACAUACAGGCUACAAAUGCAGUUGGGGUGGUGACUAAAACCACAACUGAUGAUCAUCCUUUUCCAGAACCUAGACUUCCCUAUCCAUUUACCUCCUGUCUGACUGAGAAGGAGCAGAAAACAUAUUUAUAUCUGAUGACUAAGUUCUCAAAAACACCAAAUCAUUUUCCUCUCAAUGCAGCAAGUCAAAGAGAGUUACUGAUGUAUCUGAAAAUGAAAGAAGUAGUAAACAGUGAGGUUGCAGAAUUUAUGAAGUUCGCCCAAAAUGCUGCAAAGAGCUGUACUCAGGACUAUGAUUGUAUCUCUGAAGAUGCUCUGCUUUAUACUGAGGAAUUAUUCAGGGCUUGUAUUGGACAUGUGAAAAAGUAUCCUGAGUUUUACAUGUUACAUGAGAUAAUGAGCAUCAUGGGAGGAAAAUUUAACACGCAGUUGACCUUUAAGCUGGAAAAAAAUCUUCUUGUAAUGGGUACAGCGAGAUAUGCUAAGACAGCAUUCCCUACCAUGCCUGUUCAGCUCUGCACAGAUUAUAAAACCGUUACAUCUAUUAUAACUCCAGAAAAAAAGGCUUCUCUUAUCCACAAUGAUAUUAGUUCAGAUUCAAAUGCAGAAAAGCUUGCUUUGAAAUACUCCCCUCAAGUUGUUCUAAGUAAUCAGUCAUUAUUUACAUUGCUGAAUAAUCAUGGAUUAAACUACAAGGAACAGUGGGAAAUUCCAGUUUGUGUUAAGAUGAUCCCUGUUGCAGAUAACAAAGCAGCUAAAGUGGUUUUUGUUGACUCACCUCUCCUGAAAAAGGAAAUGACAAUAAGAGAGAGGAACCAAAUAUUCCAUGAAAUUCCUGCAGACUUCCUAGCAACUAAGAAGUCUUACAUUGCGAUUUCCGAUGUUUCAAUGGACAAACCAGAUGAGGACAAUCUGUUUCAGUGGGAUGUGUCUGCUGAUACCUACCAGUGCAGGAAGAUUCCAUUUACACAUGAUGCAGGGAUGGAUUUUGAUGAUGAUUUUACAGAACUGGAAACUUUUGGAGCAGCUGUCAAACUUUCAAGGACUUCUAAAACAGAAAACACUUGUUCAGUUGGUAACACUGAUAAAGUUUUGUCAUGUGACUUACAACCAGAAAAAAAACUGACAUCUACCACAAACAGUGAAGCUCAAGAGAGAAAAACUCCUCUUUCUGAACAGGGAUUUUCAGCGUAUUCCAGAUUGCAGCUUCCAUCAUGUGGCAAUGUAUGCUUCAGCCCUGAAGGAAAUUGGUCUCAUAAAAACUUUCAUUCUGAGGAGAUGGAGUUGAAGAAAGCACAGGAUGUCAUGACCAAAAAAGUAUCAGACAAUGAAACAAAUACUUUAUAUCCUGCUGUAAGUUGCAAAAAAGACUCUCAUGCUGCACAGAAAAAUGAGAUAUAUGCUCCUUUAUGCAGUAGUGACACCGACGAAGAUCGUUUAAUAAUUGAUAUAGAGCAUAAAAAUACUGAAUGCAAAAAAACUGUUCCAAAUGCUGUUUCUGAGACCUUGGUCCAGACUUGCAAGUCACCUUCCCCCACCCCAAAUCCAUCUGCAGGCAUGGCUGAUUGCUCAGAAACUGUGCAUCAGGGGAAAAAUGCCUCCAGAAAGGCUGCAAGAAGGUUGUCCAAAGAAUUUGAUCCUGUUGGACGGAUUUUGAAAAUGCAAACGGAGCUCCUCAAGUCACCUACCCAAAAAGCCCAUGAGCAGCCAGCAAUGAGCUGUGAUAAUGCUAAUGCUGCACAAACUCACGUGCCUCAGUCUUCAAAGCCACCAGUGAUCUCCCACACAGCACCUGUGCUGGGCCCUGCCCCAAAUCCUCAUGGCUCAUCUAGGAAUACCUGGACGUGCCUUUUUCAGGGGGUGCCAAGGAGAAAGCUGCCAGAUGAACUUCAGAUGCUUGUGGAAGACCCUGGAGAGUAUAAAGCACCUCAGGAUGGCAACCUUGUGUAUAAGCUGUUCAGUUUGGAUGACCUGUUGUUACUUGUGCGUUGCAAUGUGCAGAAAGUGAGAUCAUUGCCACGUUUCAAUAAAAAGAAGAAAGCUCAAAAGCUUAUUCCAAUAUUCCUGUUGCCUAAACUGGAAUACCAAGCCUAUUAUGGUGUUGAAGCUCUUACAGAAAGUGAAGUAUGUCAGCUGUGGACAGAGAGCAUGCUUCAUUCUGAAUGCUUAUUUUAUAUUGGGCAUAUUGAUGGUCUGACAUCAAAACUUAUUAUGCUAGAAAAGAUUUCUCCAAAAAUAUUAAGAGAAAAACUUGGAUUGAUUAAGCCAGCAAAUUCAUUGAAUAUACUUCAUCACAUUUUGAAGAAAGUGUCUGAUUUGCAGGAGGGCUCUUAUCUAUUGACUCAUGCUGCAGGAGAUUCAUCAGUUACAAUCUACAAGAGUUCCCUUGACAAGCCAACAAGAGCUUCGUAUAACCUACAUAAGGCUCAUGGUGAUCUGCCUACAGUACCUGCCAUGCUCUCAGUCCCCUGGGUGCCACUGGAUCCCAGUCUCCCUUUGCCCUAUCACAUGAAACAUGGAAGAGUCCCAUGCACCUUUCCGCCUGCGCCCCAAGAAGCCACGGGGAAACAGAAGAUGGCUGGGGUGAAAGGGCAGUCAGACACACCCUACGAGGGAGAGCUAACUAUGGAAACAAAAGGCAAUCCAGCUAAGCCUGUUAGAAACGAAGGUGUGGCUGCAAAGAAGCUGAAGAAUCACUGCAAACAAAGAAUGAUGAAGAAAAAGUGGAAAAUGAAGCAAAACAAAACACAGGUGAAGUAGGAACUGAACUGUGCUAAGCAUGGACUGGGGAAGUUCAAAAUGGAACAACGAAUCUGAGGGCUUUUGAAGUUUCAAAGGAGCCAGAACAAACCGGUAGGGGAAACAGCUCCACAGCCAUAUUUAGGAACACUGAAAAGUUCUAUAAACCAUUAACCCCUUCUUACCUUAGUGGGCACGUUUCAAUUGAAAAAUCUUAAAUUCAGUUGGGUGUAAAACAAACAAACAAAAAAAAUGAUGAGUGCCUCCUGUUGAAGUCAGCGGAAAAAGUACGACCUGUUAGUCUCACCAUUUUCAUAGAAUAACAACAGCUGGAAGCAUGAAGAUGCAGUGGUCUACAACAGUGUCUGAUAUGGCAGCAACAAGAAAAGCAACUCUUCAGUUUGCUUACUUCUUCCAGAAUCACUACAGAUUUGUAUUCUGGCAAUUUUAAAUCAUAUUUUACUUUACGUGGUAUAGCUAAGAGAUUUAUCUAGUUAAAUUUUUAACAUAAUAUCUUCCAAUUUUUUACAAUUAUUUACUAAAACACAUUCUCUUUUUAGGAUGGUGUAGCAAAUGAGUCUGGGGAAACAAAAGCUGUGUUUUGUAGAAAAGACAUGCCAUAAAUUUGCACUGGAAAGCCUAAGCUUUGCUAAUAAGCAAAGUAUGAAACAGUUUCUGCUUCCCCAGCACAAUUUCCAGGAAUUACUUUGACUUCUAGCAUGUCUUCAAAAAUGAGUAUUGAUGGUUUUUUAUUGCAUUACCGAAAGGUUACAGUCUAAUCUCCUAUCAGAAUGCAGGGCAAUAUGCGGUACUGUUUACUGAGGUAUUAAGGUUUGCCUUAGUUGUCACUGAAAAAAAAACAAACAAGACUAUGCUGAGUCUCAGCAGCUCACUUAGAAUUUUGAGCCAAAUUGAGUGUGAGGUUAGAAAAAGAGUGCACUGAGUGUCUGUUGCAGUUUCCUAGUAAGAAAAAUGAAAUUCUUACAAUGGUCAGUAUUGAAGCACCUUGUUAGCUGUGAUGCAUUUGUAAUUAUUUUCUGGAUUUCUGGGUGUUUUUUAUGCAUUAUGUGUAUAAUUGUGUUUCUUCAUUAGGAGAACUGAUUUUAGAAAAGUUAUGAAUUCUUUAGUCAGUAAAUUUUUCCCAUGUUUGCCUUUUAAAUCGCAGAAGUAUUUUAAAAUGAGCCAAUUUCUGUUUGAAUGAUGUUCCAGUGGGGUGUUUGUGUAUGUGCUUAAACAAAAGCCUUCAAGAUUUUCUUCCACUUCUUUUACUUGGGGACAAAGUUCAUACAUCUGAUUGGAGUUCUUCUCCAUAAUGUGGAAGUUUUGCUGUUGAGUUUUUUUUAUCAUAGAGUAACAAUAAACUAUUUUAUUUGUUUA
Molecule: messenger RNA, 4379 nt
Organism: Lagopus muta (rock ptarmigan)
Lineage: Eukaryota; Metazoa; Chordata; Aves; Galliformes; Phasianidae
Gene: ICE2
Product: interactor of little elongation complex ELL subunit 2
Exons: 15
Coding region: 72-3023 (983 amino acids)
Biological process (GO): positive regulation of transcription by RNA polymerase III; snRNA transcription by RNA polymerase II; snRNA transcription by RNA polymerase III
Cellular component (GO): transcription elongation factor complex
Source: RefSeq, a predicted model, not a curated record